AUGACCGACCAAUUGUCUUGCCAUGGAAUUUUAAACCUUCUUCAUUUCAGUCGAGUACCCCUUGGAACCAUUACUUUGGGAUCUAGUGAAAACAAGGUUCUGAGCUCCCAGGAGAACCCGGAGAAGAUGAAAGAUACCCCGUCUAAGGAGAGGAGAAAACAGAGCUGGAAGAAACCUAGGAUGAGGGAUUCAUGGAACAAGUUUCGUUCUUUUGUGUCUGAACCCAUACCCCACAAGGUUCGCGGGGAAUCUCCUUUCCCGAACUUCUGUUGGGCGGAUAAACAGCUGAUGUGGGAUCUGAUGGCAAAACGUGAAACUGGAACCUACACCCGUAUCCCGUCCAUUAGUAUGCUAGAGAACCAUUCUGCUCUUCAACCCAAGAUGAGGGCUAUUCUUUUAGAUUGGUUGAUUGAAGUAUGUGAAGUCUACCGUCUACACAGAGAAACCUUCUACCUAGCCGUAGAUUUCCUGGAUAGAUAUCUCGGACAGACGGAGAAUGUUCCCAAGAACCGUCUUCAGCUUAUCGGAGUAACAUGUCUUUUCAUCGGAGCCAAGUUAGAGGAAAUCUAUCCUCCCAAACUACAGGAGUUCGCCUAUGUCACCGAUGGCGCAUGUACCGAAGAAGAGAUCCUUGCUAUGGAACUAGAUAUAUUGAAGAAGUUGAACUGGUCUUUGUCUCCAAUGACCCCGAACGCCUGGGUGCGAACCUUCAUGCAGAUCCUCCACGGCCCGGCCAAGACUGACUGUAUUUCCUUCUCUAUCCCUGCAUACAAUGGUCUACCCUUCUCCAGGAUUAUGCAGCUCCUGGACUUGUGUAUGCUGGACUUCGGUUCCCUGGACUUCUCAUACUCUGUGCUCGCCACCUCGGCGCUCUAUCACAUGGAGGGGGAGCGCGUAGCACUCUCCGUGUCUGGAUACAGUUGGAACGAUAUCUGUAGAUGUGUGCGUUGGAUGAGCGCCUUUGCCUUUGCCAUUCGCGAGCGCUCUCCAAUUCAGAUCAAGAGUUUCCAUGGUGUUGCUCCCGAAGACGCCCACCAUCUACAGAACCACGUUGUAGAUCUUGCACUGCUCGAGCGCGCUACAACGCGCCUUGCUGCACUAGCUGAUAAUCGACUACGUGAAUCCCCUGAUCCCGCGGCCCAACCCUUUCUCACGGGACUAGAUCAGACUCCACAGGAAGAGGACGGAGAUAUCAUGUAUCCUCCGAUGGGAUCCUUUGUACCCUCAGCAGGAGGACCUUUAGCCCCGCACCCUGCUCUACUCUCUCCACCUAUGGACGGAGACGCCUGGUAGCAACUACUAGAACCCUACAGCAUUGAACAGCUCAUUCAAUGCUGUUCUAAGCUGUAGGGAGCAGCUUAUCGGAGCUUUUGAAGCUGCUUAACAGUGGUAAUAAGCUGCAGGAAGGCAUUGAGGAGCACCAUUAUUCCGCUGAAUGUAGCAAGACAAUAUUGAAGGGUUUCACGCUUCGUGUCAUGCUUUGUUUUAUAUGAAAAUUCCAACUGUGACGUUUUGAUCUCAUUUUAUAGAAUUCACCCUGAGAUUUAGCUUUAAUUCAAUACGGAGUUGCAAUAGCUCUUGCUAGCUUUUAAAUUAGCUUUUUCGGCGUUUAAAUAGCAAAUUUUACAAUAUUUUAGCUGUUCUUGUGAGCACAGUUUUACUCAUCAGACUUAUUUAGACUUAAUUUUUCAGGAGAUUUUAUUCUUCGGGCUGUGUUUUUAAAAAAUUGAAAAUUAUUAUUUGCGUGAAUAAUGUAUAUAAUGUAUUGUUGUACAAAUUGCGGACGGUUUUGGAUCGGAGUUUUGUUAUUCAACAAGGGACUCCUGGUCCUGAUAUUUUUGCAGUCUGAUAACUGAUCCAACCCGUCCCAGUCUCAAUCUGUCAUAUCAGCCUAAUUACGCUUAAAAAAUUGUUAUUAUUGUUUGUAGUUUAGGAUUUUUUCAAUUUUGACCUUUCAUUUGAAAACUUUUUUGUAAUUUUAUAUUAAAAACCUUUUUUGGGGACCAAAGGUCUCUCUCAUUCCUUCAGAGUUUUCAUUCUAAACAAUUCUGCAAUAUUUAUCCUUGUCAAAUAUAUGAGGCUCUAAUUUGUAUAUCUAGUAAAGGAGUUCUGCAAAGCAUUUUCUACAAAGGCAUUACUAAACUUUUAUUUUUGGCAUUUUCAACAGUUUCCGGUGACGUUUCUCGUCUCUAGUUGAUCUCUUGGUUUAAACCUAAUCCAGAGCUUGCUCUUUAACUCCUUUCUUAAUAUUUAGUAAUUUAUCAAAUCAUUGUUGUUCUUUAAAUUCAAUAAAGAUUUAAAAUAUUAAA
Messenger RNA from Eurytemora carolleeae, 2309 nucleotides. Its product is annotated as G1/S-specific cyclin-E1. Gene Ontology annotation, molecular function: cyclin-dependent protein serine/threonine kinase regulator activity. Bases 1 to 1293 code for a protein of 430 amino acids. NCBI's taxonomy places the organism in Eukaryota, Metazoa, Arthropoda, Copepoda, Calanoida, Temoridae. The transcript is spliced from 5 exons. Gene Ontology annotation, cellular component: cyclin E1-CDK2 complex; centrosome; cytoplasm. Gene Ontology annotation, biological process: regulation of cyclin-dependent protein serine/threonine kinase activity; G1/S transition of mitotic cell cycle. The record is from RefSeq and is a predicted model, not a curated record.